AAUUACAAGAUCUUCCUUCUUCCUGUUGAUAACGACGAUAAAAUUCAAUAAUAAAAACAAGUAAUAUUAAGUAUAAGACAGCUUACAUGUAGAUACAUUUUUGUAAGACGCCUCUUGGAUCGAAAAUUCCAAAAAAGUUACAGAAUGAAGAUGAAACUAUUCCUGACAUUAGUAUAUGUUGGGCAUGCUCUGACUGGUCCAUUGAUAUUUACACCAGCAGAACUCAACAAUGAAUGGGAACUGUUUAAAAUAUCCUACAACAAAAUGUAUUCAGAUAAUGUUGAAGAUUUGAAAAGACGCCAGAUAUGGGAGGACAAUGUUCGUUUUAUAGAACACCACAAUAUGGCGGCAGAUAGAGGCGAACAUAGCUACUGGCUUGGAAUAAAUCAUCUCGCUGACAUGUCUUUAGAUGAAGUAAGCCAGAUGAUGAAACAAUACGGAAACAACAGUUCAUUAGACGGGUCUACUUACCUCCCACCGAGUAAUGUAAAUACUCCCGAAGAAGUCGACUGGAGGAAACAAGGAUACGUCACACCAGUGAAAAAUCAGGGACAUUGUGGAUCAUGCUGGUCGUUUGCAGCCACGGGUUCAUUGGAAGGUCAACAUUUCAGAAAGACCGGGAAACUAGUGUCGUUGUCGGAACAGAAUCUUGUGGAUUGCUCAUCUGAUUACGGUAACAAAGGCUGUCACGGCGGGUAUGUGUCUAAAGCAUAUCAGUACAUUAAAGACAAUGGAGGGAUAGAUACCGAAUCCUCGUAUCCCUAUGAAGCUACGGAUGACAAUUGUAGAUUUAAGGAGAAUGAUGUUGGAGCUACAGCCAAAGGAUUUACUAACAUUGAAUCUGGAGACGAAAAGGCUCUACAGUCUGCAGUAGCUACCGUGGGACCAAUAGCUGUCGGGAUUGAUGUAAAGAGGUCUUUUCAACUAUACAGAUCAGGUAUAUUUGACGAUCCAACGUGUAGCUCUGUGACUUACAACCAUGGUGUAUUAGUUGUUGGAUAUGGGACGGAGAAUGGUCAGGAUUACUGGUUGGUGAAAAACAGUUGGAGUGCAUUCUGGGGAAUGGAUGGAUACAUCAAAAUGUCAAGGAAUAAAAACAACCAAUGUGCAAUAGCCACCGAUGCGCUCUAUCCGCUUGUCUGAAUUGAUUUUACGUUUUUAUUAUUUACCUUUUAUUAUAAUUUUUUUUAUUUCUGUAUUGAAAUACAGGACCUUUACAUAUAUAAACUUGCAAUAAUUAGAUAAUACAGUGAAACCUGGCUAAACCAAACCCUACAUAAAACAAAAACCUGCAUAAAAUAAACAUAUUAUAAAGAACUGUCAUAUCAAAUUGUUUGCGUUGUGAUAACGCCAUACAUGUGCCAAAACCGAACAAAAUGUUGAGUCCAGAAGAGAUUUGGUUUAAACAGGUUUGACUGUAAUAAUUGUAAUCUAAUGUAGAAUUUUCACGAUAUUUAUAGUCCCAUACAUAGUACAUGUAUUUUUGUAUGUUUAUACAAAAUCAGACAAAACUGGUUUUAUACCACA
Mytilus trossulus (common blue mussel) is the source of this 1527-nucleotide messenger RNA. Its product is annotated as procathepsin L-like. Gene Ontology annotation, biological process: positive regulation of peptidase activity; immune response; positive regulation of apoptotic signaling pathway. The transcript has 9 exons. NCBI's taxonomy places the organism in Eukaryota, Metazoa, Mollusca, Bivalvia, Mytilida, Mytilidae. The record is from RefSeq and is a predicted model, not a curated record. Gene Ontology annotation, molecular function: cysteine-type endopeptidase activator activity involved in apoptotic process; cysteine-type endopeptidase activity. Bases 145 to 1143 code for a protein of 332 amino acids. Gene Ontology annotation, cellular component: lysosome.